AUGGUUGAAGAUCCGAAGAGAAAACUGCUCAUGGUUCUUGCUCUCCUCUUGCUGCCCAGCUCAGCACAAACAGGGAAUACAGACAGGCUCUCAGAGCAUCACUGUGUGGACUUCCAGAGAGCCAACCUCCUACGGGGCAGCAAACUCAAGGUCCAGUUUCUGCUGUUCACUUCCUCGAGCCCCAGCUGUGGAGAGCUGAUUUCAGCUGAUGAUGGCAUCAAGAACCGCAGCUUCAACAGCAGCCUGGACACCAAAAUCAUCAUCCAUGGCUUCAGGGCUUUGGGUACCAAACCUUCCUGGAUUGAAGGGCUUGUCCAGGCCAUACUACACACCAGCCAGGUGAAUGUGAUUGCAGUGGACUGGGUCUAUGGGUCUACAGGAGACUAUCCCUCUGCAGUGGAGAAUGUCACACAGCUGGCCCUCGCCAUCUCACAGUUCAUCAGCAAGCUCCUGGCCCUGGGAGUCUCAGGGACAUCUAUCCACAUCAUUGGGGUGAGCCUGGGAGCCCACGUCGGGGGCCUGGUGGGGCACUUCCACGGCGGCCGCCUGGGACGGAUAACAGCCCUGGAUCCUGCAGGCCCCAAGUACACCAGAGCCAGCCCCGAGGAACGCCUGGAUCCUGGGGAUGCCCUCUUCGUGGAAGCCAUUCACACUGAUGCUGACUAUUUUGGGAUCCGGAUUCCUGUCGGCCACAUCGAUUACUUUGUCAAUGGAGGCAAAGAUCAGCCAGGAUGCCCCAGGUUCAUCUCUGCAGGCUACAACUUCCUGAUCUGCGAUCACAUGCGGGCUGUGCAUCUCUACAUCAGUGCCCUGAGCCACCCCUGUCCCAUCGUGGGCUUCCCCUGUGCAAGUCAUCAAGAUUUUCUAAAUGGUCAUUGCCUGGACUGUGCAAAACCCUUCCUGUCCUCCUGUCCCAGAAUAGGCCUGCUGGAGCAGGCAGGUGUCAACAUGAGCAGGCUGCCCCAGGAAGUGAAAGUUUUUUUAAUGACCAGUCCUUCAGCCCCAUUCUGUGUCCACCACAGCCUGGUUGAGUUCCAGCUGCAGAAGAAAAGAAACAGAGUCACCAUCAUUGAGAUCAGUUUCAGCAGCAACAGCACCAAGGACACAACAAAGAUCACCAUACCCAAGGGCCAGGACACAGGCAAACGGCUGCUGGUACACCGAGUUCCCCUCUGCCAGAUAAACACUGUGACCCUCAAGUAUAUCCCCAGGAAUCAUUUUUGGAGCAAGGAUGAGCCAUCCAUUGUUGGCAAGUUCUGUGUAGCACCACUGCCUCUCAAUAGCAGCAGGACAAUGUCAUGUCUGCCCUGGAGCCUCACCCUCCCCAGCAAAACAGACACCUCCUAUGACCUGCCUGCUGCUUGUGCCUAG
Molecule: messenger RNA, 1371 nt
Organism: Melospiza georgiana
Lineage: Eukaryota; Metazoa; Chordata; Aves; Passeriformes; Passerellidae
Gene: PLA1A
Product: phospholipase A1 member A
Exons: 11
Coding region: 1-1371 (456 amino acids)
Biological process (GO): lipid metabolic process
Molecular function (GO): carboxylic ester hydrolase activity; lipase activity
Source: RefSeq, a predicted model, not a curated record